CCCACUUUACAUUAAUCUCUUCAAUCCCAAUCAUAUCAUAAGGUACAUGAGUUGUGUUGUGUUACAGAGAAUUAGAGAGAGAGAUGGAAGGAAGUGUCAACAAACAGAGCUCAAAAGGGAAGAAAGAAGACCUAUAUCAUGUUAUUCAUAAGGUUCCUUAUGGAGAUAGUCCUUAUGUCAAAGCCAAGCACGCUCAGUUGGUCGAGAAAGACCCAGAAGCAGCUAUAGUGUUGUUUUGGAAGGCAAUUAAUGCUGGAGACAAAGUAGAUAGUGCCUUGAAAGACAUGGCUGUUGUGAUGAAGCAAUUAGAUAGAACUGAAGAAGCUAUUGAAGCCAUCAAAUCUUUUAGAGGCCUCUGCUCCAAACACUCCCAAGAGUCUCUUGAUAAUGUGCUUCUUGAUCUUUAUAAGAAAUGUGGAAGAGUGGAAGAGCAAAUUGAAUUAUUAAAACGAAAGCUAAGAUUAAUCUACCAAGGUGAGGCCUUUAAUGGAAGGACCACAAAAACUGCUCGAUCUCAUGGCAAGAAGUUCCAAGUUUCCAUCAAGCAAGAAACUGCACGAUUAUUGGGAAACUUGGGCUGGGCCUACAUGCAAAAAUCAAACUACAUGAUGGCUGAGGUGGUGCUGAAAAAGGCUCAAAUGAUAGACACAGACGCCAAUAAGGCUUGCAACCUGGGCUUAUGCCUUAUGAGACAACAUCGUUAUGAGGAAGCUUAUUUCAUUCUUGAACAAGUAUUGCAAUGCAAGGUUCCAGGUUCAGAUGAAAUGAAGUCCAGAAAUAGAGCUGAAGAAUUGGUGGCAGAAUUGAAUGCUAACCUUCCCCAACCUGAGUUCUUGGAUGCUUUGGGCCUUGAUGAUGACUUGGUCAAAGGGAUUGAUGAUUUGUUAAAUGCAUGGGGCACCAAUAGAGCAAGAAGGCUUCCCAUCUUUGAGGAAAUCUCUUCUUUUAGAGAUCAACUAGCUUGUUAAUAGCUUAUGCUUUUCUUAUAAUUUGUAUUAAUCUUAGGUCUAGGCUUGUGCAAAAAAUUUAUUUUCUUCUCUAAUUAAUUGCUUAUUCUUCCUCUGCCCUUUUUCUCCUUAAAAUGGUGAGGAAUAAUAUAGAUUCAGGUUUUCUUGUAUCUGGUCUGAUAAUCUAAUAAUGGAAUGGCACUCAAGAAAUGUCUUCAUUUACCA
Lotus japonicus is the source of this 1172-nucleotide messenger RNA. RefSeq names its product protein SULFUR DEFICIENCY-INDUCED 1-like. Gene Ontology annotation, molecular function: protein binding. Lineage: Eukaryota; Viridiplantae; Streptophyta; Magnoliopsida; Fabales; Fabaceae. The transcript has 4 exons. The record is from RefSeq and is a predicted model, not a curated record. The coding region runs from base 84 to 968 and encodes 294 amino acids.